Molecule: messenger RNA, 1796 nt
Organism: Microbotryum saponariae
Lineage: Eukaryota; Fungi; Basidiomycota; Microbotryomycetes; Microbotryales; Microbotryaceae
Source: the annotation of a GenBank genome assembly
AUGCAGCUCACGCAUGUCUGCUACUGGGGUCCGGGUUCUUCGGCUGCAUUCCUGGCCCCGUGUCUCAAGUACAACUGGAUCCUGCGUUCAUUCUUCAAGCUCCAGUGUCCAAUCGCCAAUUUUGUGGUCGCGAUGCUUUAUAGACUCUUGCUGCUCGUCGGCCUCGACUAUUCCACCAGGUCGCUGUCGAGCUCGAUCGAGACACGCAAGAGAGAUCAAAAGAAUAGGAUACUUCGUGCAUUACAUCGCGAUCUUGGGUACUCCCCGACAGCUCCGUCGUCACCCAUUGACCAACCCGCCUUCAACACCGCCUCGGCCCCCUUUCGAAUCUAUGAACGGGACUCGGACGAUGGCAGCGAUCACAUCUCGACGUACGCUCUCAGCGCAGAUUUGAAGGUAGCCACUGAAGCGAAGUGGAACAACGAGUUGAUGUACAGUCGUGUGAUGCGCCGCACCCACGCAAGCCUGCGCUUGCUUGGCCAGGGCUUGCACGGGCUGCGCAUCCUUGGUCGCGAGCUGACAUCCGAAGCGCGCAUGAUCGCUCGGACCAUCCGUCGUAUGGUGGUCUUCUUCCUCGGAGGUCUUAUGAUCACCGCCGAGACUGGGGCUUAUACUCGCAGUCAAGUUGGGCUGGACAGGGGGUUGCCGUUUGACCCCAACGGUGGAUCACGCCCCGAUGAAAUACGCCGUCACUCCAAGGCCAAGAUUCACGAGACUCGACAGCAAAUGCUGCACGAGUCGCUAGCUGGGUUUGUACACCCCAGCCGAUCAAGCAAACACUCAUAAGCCCUUUACUGACUGUAUAUCGUGUCUAUAGGCUCGAUGUCCCCGACUUGACUAAGGCACCUUCGAGCUCAGGUGGAAAAAGAGUAUCCUUUUCGCAACCGAGUGGACAAUACGCUUGGGACCUGGACGUUCCACAGCCGAUCCCGACCGGAAUCAUCACCGAGGCGACCUCUUUCGUGACCCCGGAGGAGGCAAGCUCGUCGUUGCCUUCCGAUAGCGACUGGCCUGACUUUGGUGCGCGACGCCUCGCUCGAGUCGCCGAGGACCAGUUGGACCAGUCGAUGCGAGAAGAGUCCCCCGGCUUUCAAAGCACCCAAGGCCAAAUUUCUUCGCCCAAAGCUAUUGAGAAAGCCUCUACUCCCGAGAUGCAUGCUGUGCGACACCCCGCCGAGCCGUCUGACGCCGCCCAAGCCGCUCUGCCUUCCAGUCGCUCGACAGGGGUCACCGUCGUCGACCAGGGUGACCUCGGGGUUCGCAUGGGACCCGGACCUUUCCCUCACAGCCCGUUCGAGAUCGAAGACGAGCCCAGCGUGAUGAAAGAAGCCUCUUUCAGCAAAACCGGUCGUCUCCUAACUUCGCACGACCCUGUGACCGCACCCAGCCGUUCUUGCCAGGCUCUCCGCUCGCGUGUUGCUUCGGAGUCGAUGCAGCCCCAGACCAGUGCGACCGGUAUGACUCGCACGGCCAGUCGAUCUCCCGAGUUUACGCAUCAACUUGCGCUCUUUGGAGGAGCCACCAUGGUGCACGAAUCGACCGGAUCUUACUCGAGUCAGGGCUCGCCCAUCUCGCCUUCGCAGCCUUGGCCCACGCUUCGUCGCGCCAGCGAGACCAUCCUCGUUGAAUCAGGUCACGAAGGCAUCAAGCCGGGAACGCCAGUGCUCGAGGACGCUCCCUUUGAAGUUUCAUUUGCUGCAGCCGCGCAAGAGUCCGAGAACCUGGCUCGCCGCACCAGUCCCGACACGAAGGGUAAGAAGAAGAAGAAGAGCAAAGCAUCGCACAAGCUCGUAUAG